Messenger RNA from Polyodon spathula (Mississippi paddlefish), 2546 nucleotides. RefSeq lists its product as uncharacterized. The coding region runs from base 124 to 2205 and encodes 693 amino acids. NCBI's taxonomy places the organism in Eukaryota, Metazoa, Chordata, Actinopteri, Acipenseriformes, Polyodontidae. The transcript is spliced from 2 exons. The record is from RefSeq and is a predicted model, not a curated record.
UUUGACGUAUACAGCCGUGAGCCUCUGCCUGUCCCAGUCAUUGUAUGUAAUGGAGGCACAGGAAGGGAUGGGAGUGUACAGAGGUUGUCAGCCACAUCCCAUCGACGAACAGCAUACGAGGAAAUGCAUGAAGAGAAUGAUGCAGAAGGGGAGGAGGAUGAGGAGGGGGAGGGGGAGGUUGUCUGCUACAUACACUAUAAUGAGAUGCAACAGGCACCUGGCCCAGCAGCUCAAUCAGUCGCUUUCCAGUCACACUCCUCAGACAGCUGUAGCAUCCACACUUGCAGGUCAAGAGCCCCCACGUCCAGCUGUUACCAGUCUGUGGAAGACCUGAAGGCUAUGCUGCAGGCCCCUCCCCUGGCUUUUGGAACAGACUAUAACGAUACAGCAUCGCAGACCACUGAGAAUACUACUCACCCUGAAGUCCAGCACAUUCUGGAGCGCUACAGGACAGAGCACAAAGAGAGCGAUCAUAAUAUCACUGGCCUCGAUCGCUCGUCCAACUUCAAUUCUAACGCAACAGUGAAGCUGGAAAAGUUUUUCAACGGAAAACUCAAGGCAGCAAGCCACUCUCCAGACCCAGCCAACAGUUGCGAUAAUGAGACAGGUCUGUAUGAGAAUGUGGACCAGGUGUUUGAAAAUGAGUCUGCAACUUUUCCUCCUGCUGGUCAUUCCUCUCGUUCUGAUGAACAGAAAACCAGUUGUUGCUUUUCGGUAUCCGCUAACAACCUGGCUCACUCCCCUUCUCUUGAAAGAAUCCGGAUGAUGAUGGACAAAACCCACCAUGUGCAGCAUCUGCAGGCGCAGUUCGAGAAGCAGAUACAGACCAGCAAACGGCAGCAGGAAAGGGAGAAGCAGAUUUGGUCCAGGGAGAAAGUGAAGCAGAUGACCCUCAGUUCUAUACCGAAGGGGACUAGAGUAAAGGACAAGAGGAAGGCAAAGGGAAAGGGUAAGCGGUCUGAUGAGAGGAUAUCUUGUCAAGAGCAGGUCAUCCCAACGGCAUGGACAACAGAGGUUCAAGGAAGGAGGAAGGUCCGAAAGAGUGAACGGCUGGAGUUACCUGUCGAUGACCAGCCUGAAAGGAGGAACGCCAGGACUGGACCCCAAACCUCGCAAAAGACAGCCCUGCUGCAUAGCCAAGGAAUGAGGUCCCCUGGAUUGGAGAUGUCAGGGUUGAUGCAGAAGCACAUGGAGCUCUGCCAGGCCUGUAACUUGGCAGAGCAUUUAGACAGCUAUUCUAGCAAGUGGUGUAUCAGUGAUCGACCCCAGCAAAGGGCAGAGAAAGGCAUGAGGAUCAUGAAGAAGAGGUCUAAGGAGAAGGACCUGGAGGUGCAGAGGUGGAUCGAGAAAUGUGCCAGCGAGGAUUCAAGAAGGAGCAGGUCCUCUAACAAGUACCCAGAUUGCCACAAGGGCUUGAAGCAGGCAUGUGCAUGUGACAACUGCCACAUGCUAGACAAGAAGAGGGGGCGAUCACGAGAGGCACCGAGGAAGAGUUAUCAGAACUUAAGGGAAAGCCAGGAGUAUGAACACCAACACUACGAACGCCCAAAGGCAAGCAGGAGUUGGAUCAAUGUGAUUCCUCAGGCCGAGAGAGACUCCCAAUAUAGAGAGAACAUGCCAAAGGUUUCAAGCAGCAGUGAUUGUGAUCUACUGGAUAUUUCAGAAGGUGUUUACUUUUGCAGCAAUUGCAAAAAAGGCCAGCAGGCAACCCAUGUCCAAAACAAGCCUAAGCCCCAGCCCAAGCCCAGGCCCAACCAUUACCAAUACCACCCGAACACCACUACUCCAAUGAGCCGGGGGCGACCCCGGGGCCAGCUGGGCGUCCCGGAGCCUGUGACCUCCCUGCAGUGGCUCACCCAGAAGAUGAGAGAAACGGACCAGGUGAAGUCGAUCACAGGUGUGUUUGAGAGGAGGGCGCGGAAGGAUGCAGAGCUGUUAGAAAGAGAGCGCCUAACUGAGCUCUUCAAGGUGUUAGAACUGAAUAAGAGCCAAAAGGAUAGACGGGGCGAGCAUCAUACAUGCAAUCUGACCCAGCACAGGGUUAGAGAGGAGCAACAAAGGUAUAAGGAGAAGCCCAAAGCCCAUCAGCAUGUGUGCUGCAGAGAUAGAAGAAAUGAAGACAUAAUCAGGCUUCAGGAGCAAACUUGCUACAGCCAUAGCCGUAAUCAUAGCCAAAGGCACAGAGGAAAUUGCAUUCGUAGUUGAUUUUCCUGACCAAAACAAAUCUCUAUAUAUAUUAGAACAUUACAUUUUUGUGGAUUUUAUACUUCAGAAAUAUGUCAAUUUUGUGCCAGAAAUAGAAUUUUGGUAAAAACAGAAUGUAAGCCUUCUAUAUAGCCCUAAUGUAUACUGACACCUGUAGAUUUCUUUCACAUGAUCUCUACUUCAGUUAAACAACAUGAGAUAAUGAGUAAGUGUAUUUCCUUCUGUACAUGUACAUUAUCACUGCAGGUCUGUUGUACAAAAACUGCUUUCACUGGAAAGAAAGUAAGAAUAGCAGUACCUCUGUGAAAAAUACUUUACCAAAUAGUUUGCCAUAACUUUGC